AUGUUGAGAUCUACCCUACGUGUAACAAGCAGGGCGGCCAGGCCAUUGGCAGCGUCCAUGGGCAGAAGCAGCGCAGUACACGCCGGCGCGGCCGCGCAGGCCAAGCUAUACAGCCAGAUCCAGAUGGGCGCUAUGCACGGCCCGGCGUUGCAGCACCUAUGUGGACUGCGGUACGCCUCGACGUCAGUGCAGGUGCCACCCAUGGCCGAGUCGUUGACGGAGGGUUCGCUCAAGGAGUUCACAAAACAGGUGGGCGAGUAUAUCGAACAGGACGAGCUUUUGGCGACGAUUGAGACGGAUAAGAUCGACAUCGAGGUCAACGCGCCCGUGUCCGGGACUGUUACAAAGUUGAACUUCAAGCCCGAGGACACAGUGACCGUUGGCGAGGAGUUGGCACAGAUUGAGGAGGGCGCCGCUCCGGCAGGUGGGCAGAAGCCUGCCGCGAAAGAGGAGACGUCUGCUCCACAGGAAGCCGCUCCGGCGUCGCCUGCGGCAAAGGAGGAGAAGCCACAGGCCGCCAAGCCCGCGCAGGCCGCCCCUGCCAAGGAGCAGCCAAAGCAAGCGGCCGCGCAGAGCUCUACCGUGAGCGCCGGCGCUUCUGUCAGCGGUUUUGCGCGUACUGAGCGCAGGGUGAAAAUGAACCGCAUGAGGAUGAGAAUCGCUGAGCGGUUAAAGGAGGCACAGAACACCGCGGCCUCUUUGACCACCUUCAACGAGGUCGACAUGUCCGCACUUCUUGAGAUGCGCAAGCUGUACAAGGACGAGAUCUUGAAAACCAAGGGCGUCAAGUUCGGCUUCAUGGGCCUCUUUGCGAAGGCAGUUGCUCUAGCCCAGAAGGAGGUUCCUGCCGUCACCGGUGGGAUUGAGGGUGACCAGCUUGUCUACCGCGACUACACCGACAUUUCGAUCGCUGUUGCAACCCCCAAGGGUCUCGUCACGCCUGUGGUGCGGAAUGUCGAGUCUCUCUCCGUCCUAGAGAUUGAGCAGGAGAUUUCAAGAUUGGGCCAGAAGGCCCGUGAGGGGAAGAUCACCCUAGAGGACAUGGCCGGUGGCAACUUUACCAUCUCCAACGGUGGUGUUUUCGGCUCCUUAUACGGCACUCCAAUCAUCAACACCCCACAGACUGCUGUUUUGGGUUUGCACGGCGUAAAAGAGAGACCAGUCACCGUCAAUGGCCAGAUUGUUUCUAGACCAAUGAUGUACUUGGCCUUGACUUAUGACCACAGAAUGCUAGAUGGAAGAGAGGGUGUCACGUUCCUAAAGACAAUCAAGGAAUUGAUUGAGGACCCAAGGAAGAUGCUCCUUGUUUGA
Eremothecium gossypii ATCC 10895 is the source of this 1311-nucleotide messenger RNA. RefSeq names its product dihydrolipoyl transsuccinylase (gene KGD2). NCBI's taxonomy places the organism in Eukaryota, Fungi, Ascomycota, Saccharomycetes, Saccharomycetales, Saccharomycetaceae. The record is from RefSeq and is marked provisional. Gene Ontology annotation, biological process: tricarboxylic acid cycle. The transcript has a single exon. Bases 1 to 1311 code for a protein of 436 amino acids. Gene Ontology annotation, cellular component: oxoglutarate dehydrogenase complex. Gene Ontology annotation, molecular function: dihydrolipoyllysine-residue succinyltransferase activity.